AUGACACCUGAAGAAAAUUUAUAUCGGCUUGUUGCCGAAUCCAAGGCCAAAAGUCUUGGUGACUUUGAUGAUUCUAUUGUUACUCGAUAUGGUGAACUUUUGUGGUUCACAGUUCCUGACAAGGAACAAGGUAAAAUCAAAGAGCAAUUCCAAAAUAUUGCAGAUGAAGUUAUUACGAUAUUGACACCAUGUUCACCAGAGCCUACAACGCUUCCAAUAACUUCAACUGACCAAUAG
Molecule: messenger RNA, 237 nt
Organism: Racocetra persica
Lineage: Eukaryota; Fungi; Glomeromycota; Glomeromycetes; Diversisporales; Gigasporaceae
Source: the annotation of a GenBank genome assembly